AUGAUUUUAUCUGACCCAAUAGCGUCUUCACUUGACACAACCUUUUCAACCACCGAGAUUAUUCUUCGAGAAGUUGACACCGACAAUUUACCGCGGUCUCCCAUAGCAAGACUAUCGACAUCGCUCGCACGUGUGAGGAGCGCGAACGUCACAUCAGUUUGUGGUAUCAGAAGGUGCUCAAGCGCUCAAGUUGGACCAAGUUUGCAAUCAUUCAGCUGGACGACUGCUUUCAACACUGUUUUCAGUCUGUACCCUCUUGAUGUUUGGCGGUUGUACUGUCAUCGCGUCAUCCGAUACAUCUCUGACCAUCUCGCACAGACUUUCAGAGGUUUCCGAGUUGACAUAGGUUGA
This is a messenger RNA of Laccaria bicolor S238N-H82, 351 nucleotides long. RefSeq lists its product as uncharacterized. The transcript is spliced from 2 exons. Bases 1 to 351 code for a protein of 116 amino acids. Lineage: Eukaryota; Fungi; Basidiomycota; Agaricomycetes; Agaricales; Hydnangiaceae. The record is from RefSeq and is a predicted model, not a curated record.